Molecule: messenger RNA, 936 nt
Organism: Mycena citricolor
Lineage: Eukaryota; Fungi; Basidiomycota; Agaricomycetes; Agaricales; Mycenaceae
Source: the annotation of a GenBank genome assembly
AUGCUGCGACGACAGGCCAGAGAGCGUCGAGAAUAUGUAUACGCCAAGUCUCUCGAGAGCCAGGAGAGGCAAACCUAUGAGCGGAAGCAACAGCUCAAAGAUGCUCUUGCGACCGGCAAAGCACUGCCCACCGAACUCAAGAAAGACGCAAAGGCGCUAGGGAAGGAUCUAGCCCUGGACGAGGCGCAAGCUGAUCCCACCAGCCAUAUCGACAAUGAGUAUUCGAGAGCCGGGGUACAAGACCCUAAAAUUGUCAUCACCACUUCACGAGAUCCCAGCUCGAAACUACUUCAGUUUGCCAAGGAAAUGCGCCUAGUGUUUCCUAAUUCACACCGCAUCAACCGAGGAAACUACGUCGUGAAGGAGUUGGCUGACGCAUGCAGGGCAAACGAAGUGACAGAUCUCAUAGUACUACAUGAGCAUCGUGGUGUGCCAGACGCCAUGAUUGUUUCUCAUUUCCCCCAUGGUCCGACAGUCUACUUCACCCUCAACAACGUCACCCUGAGGCACGAUAUCGGAUCGUACAAGUCUUCCACCGUGUCUGAACAGUACCCGCAUCUCAUAUUCGAGAACUUCAGCUCAAGACUGGGCGAACGAAUACGCGACGUCUUGAAAUUUCUCUUCCCAGUGCCAAAAGAAGACAGCAAGCGUGUGAUGACCUUCUCGAAUGAGAACGACUUCAUUUCCUUCAGGCAUCAUGUUUUUGUAAAAGUUUCGAGGCAAGUCCAACUUGCAGAGGUUGGGCCCAGAUUCGACAUGAAACCGUAUGAAAUUCGACAAGGUACAUUUGAACAGAAUGAGGCAGAGCGAGAAUGGGUUUUGGCACACUAUGCCCGGACAUCAAAGAAGCGUACUGUGCUAUCUUCCCCUGCUGGACCUCACUCGGCCGCGACCGAGAGCACAAAUAGUAGCAAGCGAAUUAGAACGAAAGGAUGA